AUUUCUUUGGUAGAUGCGAAGCGGUUGAUUGGUAGGAGAUUUAGUGAUUCCUUAGUUCAGAACGAUAUCAAGCUUUGGCCAUUCAAGGUCAUUGAAGGUCUUGCCGACAAGCCUAUGAUUGUGGUCACUUAUAAGGGUGAAGAGAAGCAUUUUGCUGCAGAAGAAAUCUCAUCUAUGGUUAUUAAAAAAAUGCGUGAGAUUGCGGAGGAUUACCUUGGCACAACUGUGAAGAAUGCCGUAGUCACUGUCCCAGCCUACUUCAAUGACUCACAACGUAAGGCCACAAAGGAUGCUGGAGGCAUUGCAGGACUGAAUGUCAUGAGGAUAAUCAACGAACCAACGGCUGCAGCCAUUGGUUACGGUCUUGACAAGGUGGGCAUUGAUAAGAGAAAUGUGUUGAUCUUUGAUUUGGGUGGUGGUACUACAGAUGUCUCAUUGCUUACCAUCGACGAUGGUACUUUUGAAGUAAAGGCCGUUGCUGGAGACACUCACCUCGGAGGUGAGGACUUUGACAAUAGAAUGGUAAAACAUUUCGUUGAAAUAUUUAAGAGGCAUCAGAAGGUGGACAUUAGUGAAAAUGUCAAAGCUCUAAGAAGAUUGAGAACUGCCUGUGAGAGAGCAAAGAGGAUUCUUUCUUCUGCAGCUGAGACUACCAUUGAAGUUGAUUCUUUAUAUAAUGGUAUUGAUUUCUCCUCAAGUAUUACUCGUGCCAGAUUCGCAGAACUCAAUAUGGACUUGUUCAAGAAGUCUAUUAAGCUUGUGGAGAAUUGUUUGACUGAUGCUAAGAUGGACAAGAGUGGAGUCCAUGAUAUCGUUCUUACUGGUGGUUCUUCUAGAAUUCCCAAGGUACAGGAGCUGUUGCAGGACUUGUUUGAUGGAAAGCAGCUUAACAAGAGCAUCAACCCAGAUGAAGCUGUGGCUUAUGGAGCAGCUGUUCAAGCUGCAAACAUGGCUGGUAUGGGUAAUGAGAAAGUCCAACACAUUGUACUCUUGGAUGUCACCCCUCUCUCUCUAGGAACCCAGAUCCUUGAAGGUGAGAUGUCCGUUGUGAUUCCGAGGAAUACUGCCAUUCCCACCAAGAUGGAGCAUUACUACACCACCGUUUAUGACAAUCAAACUUCUGUAUUGUUCUCAGUUUAUGAGGGUGAGAGAGCAAAAGUUGUGGAUAACAAUUGGUUGGGAGAAUUUACACUUGCCCCCAUUCCUGCAGCACCCAAGGGUGUAGCUAAUAUGAAAACAUGCUUUGAGAUUGAUGCCAAUGGUAUAUUGAAUGUUUCUGCUGUGGAGCAGACUAGCGGCAUAAGUUACAAGAUUACAAUUACAAAUUACAAGGCUUCACUGUCCACAGAAGCGAUUCAUAGGAUGGUCCUGGACGCAGAGAAAUAUGAAAUUGAAGAUGAUAAGCACAGAAAAAAGGUUUGGGCUAAGGAAGCUUUGGAGAACUAUGCAUACAAAAUGAGGAGCAUUGUCAAUGAUAAGGAGAUUGGUGACAAGCUGGACGCCGCUGGUAAGAAGAAGAUUGAAGUUGCUACUAAGCAGGUGAUUCAAUGGUUAGAUGGUAUCCAGCAUUCAGAGGCAGAUGAGUUUGAGGAAAAGCUGGUUGGACUUGAGUUAAUCUGCAAUCCCAUCAUUGCAAAGAUAUCUAGAAGACAAUAAGCAAUUGAGCAGCUCCUCCCAUAAGAAAGAUGACAGUUAUUUUGAUGAUGACAAUUAGGACACUAGAGUCCGCUAUAGCACCUUAUCUGUGCAAUGGAUGCAAGGAACUAUAUUUUGAGUAUCCCGACUUUAUUUGUCCAGACUUAGGUUUUUUUUUAAGUGUGUUUUGAUGUGGGUUUGUUGGGUAGCAGUUGGAAAAAUUGAAAUAUGGUGUGUAGUUUAUGGUUUUUGUAAUUGGCGUGAAUGUUAA
Messenger RNA from Corylus avellana, 1906 nucleotides. NCBI's taxonomy places the organism in Eukaryota, Viridiplantae, Streptophyta, Magnoliopsida, Fagales, Betulaceae. The record is from RefSeq and is a predicted model, not a curated record.